GGCAGAGCAGGCCAUAGUAGCUUCGAAAAAACACAGAGAAACACAACAAACAGACUAAGGCCCCCACACAGCCAGAAACCGAAACAGAAAUCAAAUGAAGCAGCAGCCGAAACGCGCAUAGCCAGACUUUCCACUGCUAAAUUACACAAACCAAAUCCAACUGUUUCACGAAGAAUUCUAUGCUACUGACGUUAUUUAACCACAUGCAACGCAAAACAUAAAUUUAAACCACACGUAAAUUUGCCAUCAAACAAAUGCAACGGACCAACGCCAUUUAAGUGAUACAACAAAACGAAUAAAAGUUUAAACAACAUAAGUGCUGUGAUUUCCACUACAAAACAACAACCAAGCAACCAAGAAAUGUUAAUUUAAACUGCAUCCAGAAGUAGAAGCAGCAAGCAAUCAGCAGAAAACAAACAGCAAAUUGUGAUAAAUUAAAAGUAAUCUUAAUUAAUUAAUCGUCAAGUGAUAUAAGGCGACCCAAAAGCCGUCGGAAAAUAGCGAGCGAACGAGCGAACGACUUUCGAUUCGAUUCGACUUUCCACUUCAAGGAAGCACACCCCACAGGAAAACCCCAUGAAAAUGGAUGUCAUCCCCACGCAGAGCAUCUACGGCAGUGUUCGAGGAUCAAACAAAACUAAAGAUUGGACCAGCCACCUGUCACCCUUCGACGCCGUCGAAGCCGCCGUAGCAGUUAUGCCCAAGAAGGCCAAGACCGCCGGGGGCAGCGCCACCGCCACCACAGCCACCAGUAUUAAGCACAAGCAGCCGGCGGGCAGCGCCAGCAACCAUGUUGGCCAGAGCCAGAGCAAGAAGACGCGGCCCAGCGGCAGCUACAACAGCAACUACUACUACGCCGACGAGGAGGAGGGCGUCAGCGGCUACUACUCGAUGAACUUCGACACCAAGGCCGUGGACGAGCUGUCCCUGCGCCUGCUCGACGAACUGAGGGCGGCCAAGUCGCGGCAUCUGACCUGCACGGAAGUGUCGCUACCCUGUGAUCUCACGCCGAGCGUGGCCCGGGAAAUCAUCCGCGUGUCGGAGAAGGAGCCCUGCGGCAUCCGCGGCUGCACCAUCUACAUUGAGUUCGAGGACGAGCCCAAGAACUCGCGUCGCAUCGCCUCGAUCAAGAUCGAUCCGGACACGGUGUCCACGUUCGAAGUGUAUCUGACCCUCAGGCAGGAUCACCGCGGCUGGACGUCCCUGCUGCCGCAGUUCAUGAAGAGCCUGGCCCGCACGAUCACCAUCAGUCCGGAGUACACGAUCACCAAGAACAAGCUGUACUCCGCCGAUGGCCUGGGCGCCCGCCGCAGCUAUAGCUUCGGCAGCCACGCCCACAGCCCCAGUGCGGCCAUAGCCACGCCCACAAAUUAAGGUGAUCUGGAAGAUCUGUCGUCAGAUGUACUUGGAUAUGUCGGCGAAAAACACCACCCCUGUGAUGAUCGAGAGCAGUAGUUUGUUGCAGCUGAAGGGCAACGACGAAGCAAGUAUUCGAAGCCACCCCACCUACACCACACACACCACACAUACACACACAACACACACCUAAACACACACAACACAUUAGGGUACGCCAACCACACUCUCAUACUAAUACUAUAUAAAGGGACCGUAAGGCCCGAUUUUUGUAAUUGUGACUCUCACCACCAUUUUACUUAGAUGCGUAGUGCUAUAACAAAUAACUAGAGUUUUAAGUUGUUUCUCCUUUUUCAAAAACGCAAAAGCAAGAAAAACAAAAGGCGAGCGAGCGGAAGAAAAGUAAAGAAAAACCAACAUGAAAUUCAAAGACGGCAGCCCCACGAAUCCCAGAAUCAUAUUUCUGGGGCCUUCGCUUUGGGGCUCGCCGGUCGACAACUCAUGAAUAUGUGAUACUGUUUAAGAUGCUAAGAGUCUCUUGCCGGAUCCACCAAGUCCGGCAAGGGACGUUGAUAAAAUUACACAUUACACACAACAACAAAACACACACACACACCCCAUACAUACACAAGAAAAGAACAGAUUUUUUUAAAAAUUGUAUGCUAUAUAGUAAUAAACAACAAACAAACCAACAAACAAACAAACUUGAUCUUGGUAAAUUUAAAAUUUAACUUUAAAACUGAGAAGAGGCCUCGAAAUGUGAGAGAGGUAGAUGAACACACGCUCCAAUUUUAGUUAGACGCAGCUUGCUGCAAUAAAAAUUUUUUAAAUUAUUAAUUAAUAUUAAUUAAAACCAACAAAUUUUAGGAUUUUAACAAAUUUUUAUAUAUUAUUAAAUGUAUAGCGCGUACUACAGAAAAAAACAAAAAAAAACCAAAACAAAAGAAGAUGAAAAAAUACAAAGAAAAUCCACAACAAAAAAAUAAAAAUUAAGCAUAAAAAUCAAGCGUAAAAUUUAAGGCAAUGAAUAUCUCAGUAAAUGUGAAAGCGUAAAAAAUUUGUAAAAUUUUUUUGUCUGUGUAAAACUCCCAAUGCGAUAUAAAAACAAAACUUAAAUGUAGCAGCGAAAACAAAAUCAAGAAAUCGUCAAAUAAAAUGUGAAAAUUUAAUUAAAUGCAAUGCGAUAUAAUUUGUAAAAAUUACAAUUAACGUAACGAGGAAAACUCAAUGUUCUCACAAAUACAUAACACACCAUCCACACAUCCACACCAACAUACACACGAAAGUAUCUAUUACCAGCAAAAAGUAUCUAUCAAAGCGAAAAACUAUUUAUUAAAAAGAGAGAGAAAGAAAGAAAUAAACAAGCAAAAUACGAAAAAUACAUGUAUUAAUUUUUUAUUAUUAAAAAGCAAAAACAAAAACAUAUUGUAUUUAAUGUUAAGUUUUUUUAUUGCGUAAAACAACAAAAUAAUUGUGAGAAAUUUGUAACCAAAACAAAACAAAAAAACAAAAGCAAAAACAUUUUGUGAAAAAACCAUACCACACAUACAGAGCGAAAAACAAAGGCAAAAAAAUUACAAAAAAUAAAAGCAUAUAAUUUUUCCUGCGCUAGCGGAAAAUAAUUGUGGAAAAAAUUAAAACAAAA
Molecule: messenger RNA, 3001 nt
Organism: Drosophila biarmipes
Lineage: Eukaryota; Metazoa; Arthropoda; Insecta; Diptera; Drosophilidae
Product: protein scylla
Exons: 2
Coding region: 577-1374 (265 amino acids)
Biological process (GO): apoptotic process; regulation of TOR signaling; negative regulation of signal transduction
Cellular component (GO): cytoplasm
Source: RefSeq, a predicted model, not a curated record